UUAGUUGAGACAGAGCAACAAGGAGAUGGAAGUACUGAGCAAGAGAAAGAGAAAGAUGACGCGGAAACUUCCUUCCAUGAAGAAUUUCCAUGUAUGAGCCUUGCAGCUGGAAAUACGCCAACAAUUCUGCAAGCUCAAACUGCUGCAGAGGGGCACAAAAGACCACUCAGGACAUAUAGUUCGAGUAUGAAGAGUGUGACAACUUGCAAGACUCCACCAAAGAAAAGGCCUGUCGCAAAGCAAAAGCCCACUCCUACAAAUAAUGUUGAUGAGGAGCAGAAGAAAGAUGUUGAAGAGACACCUGUUACGGAUGAGGCACAGAAGAAAGCUGCAGAUGGUGGAGUUGUGGAUGGGGCAGGUGAUGAUGUAGCUGCAAAAGCCGUAGGUGAUGAUGUUACUGCAAAAGUCAAUGAGGAUACACCUGCAACUGUUGGUGACGGUUUGGUUAUGACUGCUCCAACUCAGCCAACUCCUGGAACUUUUGAUGACAGUUCUGCUUCAACACAGUUUGAGGACUCCAUGGUGAUAACUGCUACAACACCGCAAACACAGCCUGACAAUGCUCAGACCUACAGGUUGGUGCAACUAGGAGCUAACCCGAUGAUAUGA
Molecule: messenger RNA, 609 nt
Organism: Papaver somniferum (opium poppy)
Lineage: Eukaryota; Viridiplantae; Streptophyta; Magnoliopsida; Ranunculales; Papaveraceae
Exons: 2
Coding region: 94-609 (171 amino acids)
Source: RefSeq, a predicted model, not a curated record